Messenger RNA from Myiozetetes cayanensis, 2475 nucleotides. It is a transcript of the gene EPOP, whose product is annotated as elongin BC and polycomb repressive complex 2 associated protein. The record is from RefSeq and is a predicted model, not a curated record. Lineage: Eukaryota; Metazoa; Chordata; Aves; Passeriformes; Tyrannidae.
CCCUCCCCGCCUUUCCGCCCCCCCCAAAAAAAGAGAGAUUAUUUUGGAGGCGGAAGGGGGAAGACGAGGAGUCAAGCCGCGGUGCAGGCGGAGGAACUGGGUGUUCGGAAGAUGUUGCAAACCAUUGACUGGAGCGUUUGAAAGGGAGAUCGGCUGCUUUGGCUUUUUUUUUUUUUUCCUUCUUUUUUUUUUCCCUCCCCUCCCCUUUCCCCCUCUCCGGAGGGUAAGGGAUGUGUGUGAUCAGGGAGUGGAAACAAAUAUGUCCUUAUUUUCAAUGCCCCCUUUGAAAGAGACAAAGUAAAUGCUCCUUGCAAAAUGUUCCUGACCUGCGAAGGGACCUUCGGAAUUGUUCCAGCCACCAUGGAUUACAAUGGGGAAGCCAGGCCGGGGGAUUUUCAUGCUGGCUAUCAAGAAAUCGAAGGGAUAAACUUGGGAUACUUACAGAUCAAUGGCACCCAGAUGUUUGCUUUGGCCCAGGUCCUCAGCGACCUGUUUAAGGAUAUCCCCAGGACCACCAUCAGCAAGAAGAUGGAAACCUUAAAGAUCAAGAGCCGGCGCUGCGAUCUUAAAGAGCUCCGGACCCUCAAGGCCAUCAACUCGGUGCCCACCCGCGCGGUGAAGUGUUCGCUCAUCUCCAAGGCGGACCUGGAGGCUCUCUGCACCUCCUGCAAGAGCCUCAGCCCCCGCAGGAGGAAGAGGAAAAGGAAGAGCAAGAGGAGGGAGCAGCUGCUGCUGCCGGACCCGGGGGAGCUGUUCCCCUGCCCCCGGCCCCAGCUGCUGCCGCCCUGCAGAGCCGGCGGCUGCUGCGGCCCCGCCGCCCCGGCCCCCGGCCGCCCCCGCCUUCCCGGCCCGCAGCCCUUCCACAGGGCCUUCCCGCCCCGGGGGGGCCGCGGGCUGGCGGGCCGGGGGGGUCUCUUCGCCGGGGUGCUGGCCGGGUACCCCCGCGACCUGGCCCUGCUGCACCCCGCGGCCGCGCAUCCCGCCGCGCUCCCGGCCGCGCUCGCCCCCGCGGGCCGGCGCAAGCGGGGGCCCUGCUGCGCCAAGGGGCUCUUCCCGCAGGAGAAGGGGCCCGCGGCCGCCAGGAAGGGCCGCUCCUCCGGCUUCCCCGGCUCCAAGCGCCAGGGCACCUCCGCCGGCUACUCCAGCGACUCGGACUCCAGCCUGGACUUCGCCGGGUCCAGCCCCGCCACCUCCAGCGACUCGUCCGAGGAGGAGGAGGAGGAAGAGGAGGAGGAGGAGGAAGGGGACAGCUCGUGCAGCAGCGAGGAAGGCAGCUCCUCGGAGUCGGAGAGCAGCUCGCUGUGCAGCGGGGACUCGGUGCAGAGCACCCGGUACAGGCAGGCGGCUCUGCCGCGCUUCCAGCCGCAGCCCCCCCGGGAGCCCCUCGGGGAGGAGCGCCUGGCCGAGCCCCCCCCGAGCGUGGGCAAAGCGCUGCGCCCCGACCCCGACCUCCUCUUCCUCUCGCAGCAGCUCUGGGCCAGGACUUUGCGAGCGUCAACUUUGGAAAGUUUGAGCCCGGCUCCAGCCCUGGGCUCGGGGGCUCAGCCGCAGCCGGGGCUGUACGCGAAGCAGGAGGCCUCCCCUUCCUCCUCCUCUUCCUCCUCCUCCUCCUCCUCCCCCCCUCCCUCCCCGAGCAGCACCCCCGAGGGGGACCCGCAACAAAAGGAGGGAGGCUUUGGGGACGCCGAGCCCUGCGCCAAAGGGAAGGAUUUGCACAAAGAUGCCUCGAACAAUAGAGCCUCGUUAGAACGGGCUGAGCGGCAAAGCGGAGCCUUAAUCGGGCCGGCGCCUUCCCCAGAGGCGGCCCCGGGCUCGGCCCCGCAGCCCCCGGAGCUGGGGGGGAGCCCCGGCCCCGCGCCCCCCGAGGAGGCGGGGGAGCCCCGGCGGGAGCACUUUGACCGGCUGAUCCGGCAAUCCAAGCUGUGGUGUUAUGCCAAAGGGUUCAACCUGGACGGGAAAAGUUUGCGGCACGGAGGGAGGCCGGAGCCCUGGAAAGGCGCAGAGCUCAAAUCCCCCGGCUCCAAAAGAGCAGAGAGCCCCAGCACCUUGUCAUCCAAAGCUUUGAGAGGCAAUGGCUCGGAAAGGAAUGCCAAGCGCAGACGCCUUGCCAGAGGCGCUGAGGCAGAAAGGCAACAGAGCUCCUCCAAAGGGAGGCCACAAAAGACUCCGAGGAGGAAUGCCAAAAAGGGAAACACUCCCUGCAAACGCCUCGGCAGCGCCGGGCCAACCCCGCCUCGGAAUUCCUUCAGCCUCAUGGGCAACUUCCCUUGUAUUCCCUCCCUGGUCGUGGGGGAAGAUGGGGACCUGUGUCCUGCCUCCUCCCUCGGGGGCAAAAACUCCUGGGCUCUCUCCAAAACCCACCCGCUGUGGAGCUGGCACCUGGGGGGCAACGCCAUCCCGGUGCCCCCCAGCCUCAAAUUCCGGGGCUAUAGCCUGGAGGAUCUCUAAGGACAGCGGACGGCCCGGAGGAAAGGU